UAUACAGUUUUCUUUCUCUGCUGUGCCAAAUACAAUAUUCAUUAUACGUUUAAGUGUGAGCGUGGGAAAAGUGUAUCACAGGGGAACCGACGUGAACUAUCUUGACGGAAUCUUUUUCUUUGGGAGCCAAGAAGUAAGGUGAACCGGAACAAGAGAGCUUCAUCUUGGGUUUACGUAAUUAUUGAUUUUUGUUUUCCUUUAGAUACUUACUAUCUUACUUACAUAAAGUCAAUGUAUGUCUAUUUUUUAUUAAAUAAAAAAUUUAAAUUAGUAAAAACUAAAAGUAGCUUAAACAUUUGCUCGUGCUUCUCAUUGGCCAGUGACCCGGAAGUUAUUAAAUUGAUUUUCGGGAGCGCGAAAACCAGAGUUAAAAGUUUUCGCCUUUUUUUAGGACUGGUGCUAUCAAUAACCGUGUCAAUACGCUAGUCGUUGUGGUCUUUGUUAGAUUUGUAUUCAAAAUGUGCGAGAAGAUGAAUAAUGUGAACAGCUGGCUCAGCACAGUGUACGGCGAUCAGCCGGUGCCACACUUUGAGGUCAACACGAGGACGGUGGACAUCCUGUACCAGCUGGCACAGUCCAGUGAAGCCCGCUGCAGUGACACGGCUCUUCUCACAGAAGACCUCAGGCAGAAAGCAUCCGAGUAUCAGUGCGAGGGUGCUCAUUACCGCGAUGUUCUCCUGCAAGGCGUAGGUCUGUCCUGUGCAAGCUUGUCAAAGCCCGCUGAUGACUAUUUGUCUGCUUUAGUGGACACGGCCAUGGUGCUUGGAGUCAGAGACACAUCACUGGGCAGCUUCAUGCCGGCGGUGAACAACCUCACCAACACGCUGCUGGAAGAAGAGAAGUCAAACAGGCGACUCGAGAGGGAACUCCGGGCCUUAAGAAGCCGACUCGGUGCUACUCUGGUGAUGCGGAGCAACUUGCAAGAGGACAUAAACAAAACGGUCAAGUCUCAGUCAGUGGAGAGCGCGAAGGCGGAGGAGAGAAUGCUCAACAUGGAUUUUGUUACGGCAAAGGCAAAAGAGCUCAGCACGAGGCGGGAGAGGGCGGACGCUCAACUCGUAUCCCGGAACAUGGACAAAUCUAUCACCCACCCGGCUAUUGUGCAGCUCUCUGAGGAAGUAACCACGUUGAAACAAGAAAUAAUCCCCAUGAAAAAGAAACUGGAGCCUUACAUGGACUUAAGCCCAAACCCAUCUCUUGCUCGAGUGAAAAUAGAAGAGGCCAAAAGAGAGUUGGUGAGUAUCUUUGUAGUUUAUUCAUUGACGGAUGAGAUGUGGUUGCUUAACUGUUUAUUUGAAUGUUUCCUUAAUUACAGGCCGCCAUUUGUUCUCAACUUGAGAUGAAUAUGGAUUUCAAGUGAAAAUGUUUGUCAUGUAGAUUUUGAGCUGUUCAUUUCUGUGUUUUGGAAAGAUAAUAAAGUGAAUGUUUAUGUCU
This is a messenger RNA of Pseudoliparis swirei, 1434 nucleotides long. RefSeq names its product HAUS augmin-like complex, subunit 1 (gene haus1). Gene Ontology annotation, cellular component: cytosol; HAUS complex. Bases 459 to 1343 code for a protein of 294 amino acids. Gene Ontology annotation, biological process: centrosome cycle; spindle assembly. Lineage: Eukaryota; Metazoa; Chordata; Actinopteri; Perciformes; Liparidae. The record is from RefSeq and is a predicted model, not a curated record. The transcript is spliced from 8 exons.